AUGUCUACUGGCAUUGUAGAGCGUUUCCGAGAUCCAUUACUUCGUCCAGCCGACGGAGACCGAUUGAAGACGCCCCCAUGCUGCAUCUGGGACGAUCCUGAGCUCUCACCGAAGAUCCGAGACGCAUGCAGAGUGGCACGUGAGGCCGGGUACAAUUUCCUCUGGAUCGACUCAUGCUGCAUAGACAAGACGAGCAGCUCCGAGUCGACAGAGUCGAUAAACUCGAUGUACCAGUGGUACGGCCAUGCGACGGAGUGCUACGCCUUCCUGGCCGACGUCCCUCCAGGCGAUGACCCUCGUUCACCGGAGUCUAAAUUCCGUUCGAGCCGAUGGUUCAGGCGCGGGUGGACGCUCCAGGAGCUCAUUUCGCCCUCGAAAGUAAAGUUCCUCUCGAACGACUGGAACAUCAUCGGAACCAAGCACAUCCUCGUUGACCUCGUCGAAGAGAUCACUGGUAUCCCUGACGAAUCUCUACUACACAAGAAGUCGCUCGACGAGUUCAGCGUGGCCCAACGCCUCUCAUGGGCUGCGAAACGAAAGACGACACGAGUGGAAGAUCGGGCGUACUCGCUUCUCGGUAUCUUCAACAUCAAUAUGCCGACGCUCUAUGGUGAGGGCCAUCACGCCUUCCGCCGAUUGCAGGAGGAGAUAGUGCAGCGAGUACCAGACCAGAGUCUCUUUGCGUGGGGA
Dichomitus squalens LYAD-421 SS1 is the source of this 690-nucleotide messenger RNA. Its product is annotated as HET-domain-containing protein. The record is from RefSeq and is a predicted model, not a curated record. The transcript has a single exon. Lineage: Eukaryota; Fungi; Basidiomycota; Agaricomycetes; Polyporales; Polyporaceae. The annotation marks the transcript as partial.